UACUCCAACAGCAUGGCACACCGACUCCGCGCGCUUGCACACCGAUUCGGCACCAGAGUUCUUUCGAAAACCAAAAUUCUCGGCGUGUACAAAUCUCGAUUCGGCAGGGAAAUCCUCGAGUCUCUACACAUCAAAUCUUUUAGUCUCUACCUGUCCAGCCCAUCCGUUUUUCUUUCCGAUCGAGAGAUUCACUUCCUGUGGGGCGAGAGGGCUCCUCUAAAGUUGCUCGGCGCAUACCGGGAAUACAUCUACGCAGGUAAGAAUUCGACAGCCAAGUAA
Molecule: messenger RNA, 279 nt
Organism: Ixodes scapularis (black-legged tick)
Lineage: Eukaryota; Metazoa; Arthropoda; Arachnida; Ixodida; Ixodidae
Exons: 3
Source: RefSeq, a predicted model, not a curated record